This is a messenger RNA of Tachyglossus aculeatus (Australian echidna), 1833 nucleotides long. RefSeq names its product putative protein PTGES3L. NCBI's taxonomy places the organism in Eukaryota, Metazoa, Chordata, Mammalia, Monotremata, Tachyglossidae. Gene Ontology annotation, molecular function: Ser-tRNA(Ala) deacylase activity; protein-folding chaperone binding; aminoacyl-tRNA ligase activity. Gene Ontology annotation, biological process: chaperone-mediated protein complex assembly; regulation of translational fidelity; tRNA aminoacylation. The coding region runs from base 57 to 1685 and encodes 542 amino acids. Gene Ontology annotation, cellular component: cytosol; nucleus. The record is from RefSeq and is a predicted model, not a curated record. The transcript has 17 exons.
CGCGCCUUAUAAGGCGAGGGGGCGUGGCCACCCCCGGACCCCGACUAGCGGCGGCCAUGGCGCGGCAGCACGCCAAGACCCUGUGGUAUGACCGGCCCAAAUACGUGUACAUGGAGUUCUGCGUGGAGGACAGCGUGGACGCCCGAGUCCUCAUUGAAGACUACCGAGUCGUAUUCAGCUGCAAGACCCCAGAGGGUGUGGAACUUUACAACGAAAUUCCCCUGUUUGCCAGAGUAAAUUCCAAGGACUCCCAGGACAAGCGCUCAGGCCGCUCCGUGACCUGCUUCGUGCGGAAGUGGAAGGAGAAAGUUGCCUGGCCUCGGCUCACCAAGGAAGACAACAAGCCUGUGUGGCUGUCUGUGGACUUCGACAACUGGAGAGACUGGGAAGGGGAGGAGGAAGGGGAGCUGGCCCAAGUGGAGCACUAUGCCGAGCUCCUGAAGAAGGUCAGUGUCAAAGGCCCAGCCCCUGCCAUGGAUGACUUGGAUCUGUCCACCACGGUGCUGUCCUGCCUGCCCGCCGAGCAGCAGCUGGAGCGGGGCGGCCAACGGGAGACGCUCACUGGCUUCCACGUGCUGCUGGCCGACACGGUGCUCUUCCCCGAGGGCGGCGGACAGCCGGACGACCGAGGAUUCAUCGAUGACAUCCCGGUGCUGAGGGUGAGCCGGCGGGGGCCGGAGGCCUGCCACUUCGUCCAGACGGCGCUGGAGCCCGGCCGCCCCGUCCUGCUGAGCCUCGACUGGGCGAGGAGGUUCGACCACAUGCAGCAGCACACCGGGCAGCACCUCAUCACCGCAGUGGCCGAUCUUCUCUUCGGGCUGAAGACAACCUCCUGGGAGCUGGGGCGGCAGCGGAGUGUGAUCGAGCUAGACGCUCCCGAGCUGACUCCAGUGCAGGUGGCCGCUAUCGAGCAGGAGGUGAACGAGAAGAUCCGGGCACGGGUGCCAGUGUCCGUGAAGGAGCUGGAGGCCACCGACCCCGAGGUGGAGAAGGUGCGGAGCCGGGGUUUGCCGGACGACCACGCGGGGCCGAUCAGGGUCGUCAGCAUCGAGGGGUUGGACUCCAACCUGUGCUGUGGCACCCACGUCUGCAACCUGGCCGAACUGCAGGUCGUCAAGCUCCUGGGUGUGGAGAAGGGGAAGAAGAACCGCACCAACUUGGUGUUCCUGGCCGGGGGCCGUGUACUGCAGGCCGUGGAGCGGAGCCACGGCCGAGAGAGAGCCCUCACCGGACGGCUCAAGUGUGGCCCCGAAGAGCACGUGGAGGCCGUGGAGAAGCUGCAGGCUUCGACCAAACUGUUGCAGAAGAACAACUUGACUCUGCUGAGGGAUUUGGCCGUCCUCACCGCCCAGAACUUCAAGAACUCCCCGACUCCCGCCCCCCUCUUCGUCCUGCACAGAAAAGAUGGAGACUCCGAGUUUAUGAACAUUGUCGCCAACGAGAUUGGGACUGAGAAGACGCUGCUGUUCCUGACGGUGGGCGAUGAGAAAGGGGCCGGCCUCUUCCUUCUGGCUGGGCCCCCCGAGGCCGUGGACACGCUAGGCCCCCGGACGGCCGAGCUGCUGGAGGGCCGAGGGGCCGGGAAGCGAGGCCGGUUCCAGGGCAAAGCCACAAAGCUGAGCCAGCGGGCGGAGGUGCUGACGCUGCUGCGGGACUUCUUGCGCGGCCAGGGGGCCGAGGAGUAGUUCUCCCUGCGCUCCAGCAGCCUCCAGCCACACCCCACCCCUGCAGCUCCUCUACCUGGGGCCUGGUGCUAAACCAGGUGAUGGGCCGGGGGUGGGGGCCGAGGGAAGUGGGGGGCGGUCUCCGUUUUCCUGAACCAUAAAGUGUUUA